AGAGAAUAGGUUGGGAAAUGUUGACUGUACAGAGCAGACUUCUGCAGGGUACAAUUUAUUCUGCAGCAAACAUCUAUCGCAGUCGGUCUUCGCAUACCACCUAUCGUUCUUCAGUAACUGCCUUUUUACAACGUGCUAGCGUAAAAUAUUUUAGAACAAUGACCACCACCGCACCAGAAGCAGCAAAACGUUUCAAGGACGAUCAUCCGAGUGUGGCAUCUAGCGGGGUGGUGAAAAUCGGAACCCACGAUGGCAUUUUUCACUGCGACGAAGUGUUGGCUUGCUUCAUGCUGCAGCAACUACCGCGGUACGCAUCUGCUCAAAUCAUUCGAACUCGGGAUUUGGCCAAGUUGGACGAAUGUGAUAUAGUUGUGGACGUUGGGGCAACAUUUGACCGGGACCGGCACCGGUACGAUCAUCAUCAAGGAACGUUCAACGAAACAUUUCGAUCGCUUCGCCCGGAACUGAACGUUAAAUGGGACAUUCGGCUCAGUUCGGCCGGGCUCGUCUACACCUUCUUUGGCGAAGAAGUGAUCAGCCAGAUAUUGAAGGAUAAGCUUGGCCUGGAACCGACCGCCGAAUGUUUACAGGCAGUGUACAAAAAGGUGUACGAUGGAUUGAUCAGCGAAAUCGACGCGAUCGACAAUGGUGUGCCGAUGUUCGAGGGUGGCGAGCCGCGGUACAACAUUUCCACGCAUCUCAGUGGACGCGUCGGUGCGUUCAAUUCGCGAUGGGACGAACCUACUCCUGCGCCGGGCUGUUUGGAACGUUUCGAAAAGGCCAAAGCGUACGCGGGGCAGGAAUUUAUCGACAAGGUGACUUACUAUGCGAGCAGUUGGUGGCCUGCUCGCGAUAUCGUAUCGAAAGGGUUGGCCAAUCGACUGGCGUUACACGAGUCGGGUGAAAUCUUCGAACUGGAGAAACCGUGCCCCUGGAAGGAUCAUCUGUACCAGCUGGAACAGGAGCAAGAUCUGGUCGGAAAACCGAAGUACGUCAUAUACCGCAACAAGGAAGACGACUGGCGAGUUAUAUGCGUCCCGGUGCAACCGUCCAGUUUUGUGUGUCGAAAAUUUUUGGCCAAAGCAUGGCUUGGAAUUCGAGACAAGGAUCUAGAGCGUGUCUCAGGGAUUACUGGUGCAAACUUUUGCCAUCAAACCGGGUUCAUUGGUGGGAACAAAACGCGCGAAGGCGCACUGAAAAUGGCAAUAGCCAGCUUAACAGCAUCGGACGAAGCGUGAGUAGAAGCGGGUGACUGUUGAAAAUUUCUCAUGAAAAUACAAGGUAGAAAACGAA
Messenger RNA from Anopheles stephensi (Asian malaria mosquito), 1293 nucleotides. Its product is annotated as MYG1 protein. The coding region runs from base 18 to 1238 and encodes 406 amino acids. The record is from RefSeq and is a predicted model, not a curated record. The transcript has a single exon. Gene Ontology annotation, cellular component: nucleus; cytoplasm. NCBI's taxonomy places the organism in Eukaryota, Metazoa, Arthropoda, Insecta, Diptera, Culicidae.